UUCUCUUUCAGAAAGGGCCACCCCAGGCGACUGGCAGAUCGCACGCGGAGCAGGCUCAUUCAGCUCCGUUUGCAGUAGCCCAUCGUCAGAGGACUCAAGGGUACUGGCAAGUCCUGGGAGACCUGAAUGACUGAAGGAUGGUGCUGGUGGCCUUGCUUGGACUCAGCUGGUUCUGUUCACCCCUGGGAGCUUUGGUCUUGGAUUUCAACAACAUCAAGAUCUCUACGGAUGUGCAAGGCGCUGGAAAGGGCUCACAGUGUGCGUCAGACAAGGACUGCAGCGUGGGGAGAUUCUGCUUUAUGCUGCAUGAUGACAAGUCAUACUGUGCCACAUGCCGCAGAGUUCGGAGGAGGUGCGAGAGGAGUGCCGUGUGCUGCCCGGGAACAGUCUGCGUGAAUGAUGUCUGCACUGCCGUGGAAGACACAAGACCAGUAAUGGACAGAAACAAUGAUGGCCAAGACAGCACCUAUGCAGAAGGAGCCACCAAACGGCCCACGGAGGAAAACAGUGCUCAGGGGAAGCCCAGCAUUAAGAAAUCACAAAGCAGACAGGAGGGAGAAAGCUGUCUGAGAACUUCGGACUGUGGCCCUGGACUUUGCUGUGCUCGCCAUUUUUGGACAAAAAUUUGCAAGCCAGUUCUACUAGAAGGACAAGUCUGCUCCAGGAGAGGGCAGAAAGACACUGCCCAAACCCCAGAAAUCUUUCAGCGCUGUGACUGUGGUCCUGGACUGUUGUGUCGAAGUCAGGUGACUGGUAGUCGCCAACAGACAAGGCUAAGAGUAUGCCAAAGAAUAUGAGUUGUAAACACAAUUGUAAACAUGGGACUCACUGUGUUCACACAGUCAGGAACUAAUUUUAUUAUUGUUAUUUUAUUUUGUGUUUUUGAGACAAGGCUUCACUGUGAAGCCUUGACUAGGCUAGAACUUGCUGUCUACCUGGCUGGCCUUGAACUCAAAGAGAUCUGCCUGCCUCUGCCUUUUGGGUACUUCUUGGGCUAGAGGGAGGAGUUCUCAGACAGGGUCUCAAAGUAAGUUUUGUAGCCCAGGCUGGCCUCAAACUCAUGAUCCUCUUAUACCCGAGGCUUGGGAUCACAGAUGAAUAUUACUACACACAGCAUAUAUAAAAAGCCAAAUCUAGCAACUGAAAUACACAGCAACCUGUGUACUACGAGAUGCUGCACGGUGAAUUACUUUUGGCUUUUUGUAUCCUGUCUAGAAUAUUGACAAGAUUCUACAAUAAAACAAUUGACACAGCCAUUCAAUCUGUUCAAAUAAAGCUUUUUAAAAAAUUGA
Messenger RNA from Mesocricetus auratus (golden hamster), 1292 nucleotides. RefSeq names its product dickkopf WNT signaling pathway inhibitor 4 (gene Dkk4). Lineage: Eukaryota; Metazoa; Chordata; Mammalia; Rodentia; Cricetidae. Bases 138 to 797 code for a protein of 219 amino acids. Gene Ontology annotation, molecular function: receptor antagonist activity; co-receptor binding. Gene Ontology annotation, biological process: negative regulation of canonical Wnt signaling pathway; multicellular organism development. The record is from RefSeq and is a predicted model, not a curated record. Gene Ontology annotation, cellular component: extracellular region. The transcript is spliced from 4 exons.